Molecule: messenger RNA, 1260 nt
Organism: Medicago truncatula (barrel medic)
Lineage: Eukaryota; Viridiplantae; Streptophyta; Magnoliopsida; Fabales; Fabaceae
Product: L10-interacting MYB domain-containing protein-like
Exons: 2
Coding region: 39-1010 (323 amino acids)
Source: RefSeq, a predicted model, not a curated record
CAUUUUUUUUUUUAUCAUACUUUUGUGUAUAUAGUAUUAUGGACUCACUUAAGAGGAAAGUUUCUGCUAACCCCCCUUCAACUAACAAUGAGGGUCAAAGUUCCAAAGCUAGUUGGAGGGAUCUUAAAGCCACCGAGUACUUUGUCAAGGCAUGUUUGGAUCAAGUUUCCAAGAGUCAACGCAAUGGUACUUGUUUUACCAAGAAAGGAUGGCAAGGUAUUGUUUCCCAAUUUAAUGAACAAAGUGGACUGAAUUAUGACAAGGUAAAAUUGAAGAAUAGGUAUGAUAGCUUGAGAAAGGAAUGGAAAGUAUGGUAUAACUUGUUUGGAAAAGUUACCGGAUUAGGAUGGAAUUUUGAGAAGAAUACCGUUGAUGCAUCCGAUGAGUGGUGGGAGAAGAAAGAAUUGGAAAAUCCUCAAUAUGCAAAGUUUAGAGACAAGGGACUUCCAUUUGCUCACCAACUAACCACACUUUUCAAGGAUGUAGUGGCUAAUGGAGAGCAUGCUUGGGCACCAUCAAGUGGUGUAUUACCUAAUGAGAACUUGGGUAAUGAUGAUAAUGAUGUUGGCUUGGAUGUUGAAGGCUCGGGUGAUAGUGAAGAUGCAAGCAUUGGAGCAACAAUUGGUUUUGAAAAUAUUAACUUGAAUACAUCACAAGGAGUUGCUAGUCAAAGUAGUGGACAAAAGAGAAAGAGAGUUAUUGGGGCUGAACAGAAAGGAAAGAAAAAAGCUACUCCUUCAACGUCAAUAGCUGAGGCUGUUAAUGUUAUUGCGGAGACUUGCAAGUCGCGGAAUGAGGCUAUAAGUAAUGCAUCUAUUGGUGAGGUGAUGGCUGAGAUUCAAACCAUGGAGGCAGUUACUUCUGAUUUAGAGUUUCAUACAAUGUGUUGUAACCUAAUGAUGUUUAAGCCAGCUAGGGAGAUGUUUGUAUCACUGUGGGGUUUUGAGGAAAGAAGGUUGAUUUGGCUAAAUUUUACAUCAUUCAACCCUACUCUAUUCAUGAGGCCGUGAUUUGGAAAAAAAUUGGCUCAAGAAUUGGCUUAGUGAUGUGUCUUGGACUUAGCUUAUGCUUUUGGACUUAGUUUAUGUAUUUGGUUUCUUAGUUUAUGUAUUUGGUUGCUUAGUUUGUGUUUAGAUCUUUAUUAUGUCGCACUAUGUGUUAGGAUUUUCCUUUAUAAAUUCCGUAUUAAGAACUCAAGUAGUAUGGUGAUAUAAAACCUAUGUAUUAUGCCUUGUGAAUUUGAAUGAAGUGAAUUUGUUA